AUGUCAUCUUACGAUGCUGCCUUUACUCUGACAUGUCUCUCCAACACUGCUCCUCCUCUUCCCUGUCUCUCCUAUCCAUCCUGCGAUGCUGCUCAUCAGCAUCAUGUCUCUUGCUGCCCAUGGAUGGACAGCCCUCACACCAUUUCAUCAAUGUCAGGGGCCAUUCCCACCUCAUCUGAGCACAGUUUGCACCCCUCCUCAUUCCCCCCUUCUACCUGUUGUCAGCACCCAUCCCAUGUGCCAACUUCAUUGUUGUGCAGGGUCCCUACCUCAUCUGGUGGCAACCUCCAAGAUCUCAGUGAACUCUUCCACAAGUCCUAUGAUCUGCCCAAUUUCUCGAUUCCUGUGCUCCCUUCAUAUGAGUUGAUGGAUCUUCCUGCUUCCUGCACAUCCAGACCCAUGACAUACAUCAUGACAUCUAUUUGA
Messenger RNA from Ustilago hordei, 426 nucleotides. RefSeq lists its product as uncharacterized. NCBI's taxonomy places the organism in Eukaryota, Fungi, Basidiomycota, Ustilaginomycetes, Ustilaginales, Ustilaginaceae. The transcript is spliced from 2 exons. The record is from RefSeq and is a predicted model, not a curated record. Bases 1 to 426 code for a protein of 141 amino acids.